This is a messenger RNA of Leopardus geoffroyi (Geoffroy's cat), 1265 nucleotides long. RefSeq names its product 5-hydroxymethylcytosine binding, ES cell specific (gene HMCES). The record is from RefSeq and is a predicted model, not a curated record. The coding region runs from base 154 to 1209 and encodes 351 amino acids. The transcript is spliced from 7 exons. Gene Ontology annotation, molecular function: single-stranded DNA binding. NCBI's taxonomy places the organism in Eukaryota, Metazoa, Chordata, Mammalia, Carnivora, Felidae. Gene Ontology annotation, biological process: DNA damage response.
CUGGAGCCUAGAGCGCUGGCCAGCCGAGCCCGAGCGCCCGCGGGGGAAGAGCGUCGCGGGCGGCCUAGAGGAGGUGAACGUGAGGUGAGGCUAGGCGGGCGGAGGUGGACGUGAGGCGAAGUGAGACGAGGGUGUGCGGGGCCCCGCCGGAGGAUGUGCGGCCGAACCUCCUGUCACCUGCCCAGAGAUGUGCUCGCGAGAGCGUGUGCCUAUCGGGACCGGCAGGGCCGGGAGCGGCUCCCCGAGUGGAAGGACCCCGACAAGUACUGCCCCUCUUACAACACGAGCCCUCAGUCGAACAGCCCCGUGCUCUUGUCACGUCUGCACUUUGAGAAGGGUGCAGACCCAUCUGAGCGUAUCAUUGCUCCCAUGCGAUGGGGCUUGGUCCCAUCUUGGUUCAAAGAGGAUGAUCCUUCCAAACUUCAGUUCAACACUACCAACUGUCGUAGUGAUACCAUAAUGGAGAAACGGUCCUUCAAGGUCCCUCUUGGAAAGGGAAGACGCUGUGUCGUCUUAGCAGAUGGAUUCUACGAGUGGCAGAGACGUCUGGGAACAAGCCAAAAGCAGCCGUACUUCAUCUAUUUCCCCCAAGCCAAAACAGAAGAGUCAGGUAGCACUGAUGUUGUAGAGAGUCCUGAGCACUGGAAGAAAGUCUGGGACAACUGGAGGCUGCUGACAAUGGCGGGGAUCUUUGACUGCUGGGAGCCCCCAGAAGGAGGAGACCUCCUGUAUUCCUACACCAUCAUCACAGUAGAUUCCUGCAAAAGCUUGAAUGACAUUCACCCUAGGAUGCCUGCCAUAUUAGAUGGAGAGGAGGAAGUCUCUAAAUGGCUUGACUUUGGUGAGGUCUCAACUCAGGAAGCUCUGAAGUUAAUCCACCCCACAGAGAAUAUCACCUUCCAUGCAGUCUCCUCCGUGGUGAACGACUCCGGGAACAACACUCCUGAAUGUGUGACUCCUAUCAGCCUACUGGUCAAAAAGGAGCCCAAGGCAAGUCGUAGUAGCCAGAAGAUGAUGCAAUGGCUGGCCACAAAGUCACCCAAAAAGGAAGACCCCAAAACACCCCAAAAGACAGAGUCAGAUGUGCCCCAGUGGUCCAACCAGUUCCUGCAGAAGAGCCCACUCCCCACCAAGAGAGGUGCCACAGGACUCUUGGAGCGAUGGCUGAAGCAGGAGGAGCCCGUGGCCAAGCGGCUGCACAACCAGUAACAGGACUUUCAGAGACUACUGCCACGAUUUGCUGCAUUAAAUAUUGUUGCUGGUGA